Messenger RNA from Octopus bimaculoides (California two-spot octopus), 6123 nucleotides. Its product is annotated as sperm-associated antigen 16 protein. Gene Ontology annotation, molecular function: protein binding. The record is from RefSeq and is a predicted model, not a curated record. NCBI's taxonomy places the organism in Eukaryota, Metazoa, Mollusca, Cephalopoda, Octopoda, Octopodidae. Gene Ontology annotation, biological process: axoneme assembly. Gene Ontology annotation, cellular component: axonemal central apparatus.
UAUUGUAGUUACUAUAGUAACGGCAGAACAGCUAUGGCAGAGAUUGACCCAAACGAAGAGAAAUAUUAUUUAGAACCGGAAACUUUCAGUGAUGAUUGUGAUGAAAAUUAUAAAUAUGAAGAGCUUUCCAUUAAUGAAGAUGCCAUAUCAUUAGGGAGUGAAGAUUUUAACACACUUUUGAAGUGUCUGAAAGUAGAAGAGAAAGAGAAGAUCAGCUCAGCAUCUAGUUUGACUGAAGUACCACAAGAUGUUAGUGAAAGUCCAGAGGCAUCAGUCAAAGAAAUUCCUGAAACGGUGGAUGAUUUCAUUUGCAACUUUUUAGCACAGAUGAAAAUGAAGAAAACUCUAAAUGCUUUCCAAGCAGAAUGGUAUGAAAUGGAACAAAAGGGCAUGGUAUCAAAUGCUGCUCCCUUUCUCCUACCUGAUGUUUACAUAUCAAUUUUGCAAUUAGAAUCACAAAUAAAACUUCUUGAAAAAGAUUCUGCUGCAUUCAAGAAAGUAGCUCUAAAAGCUAAAGAGGCCUAUGUAAAAUUACAGAAACAGAGAGACUUCCAUCGAAUGAACCAUCAUCGAAUUGUUCAAGAAAGAAAUAAUCUUAUGAAUGACAUCAAACGUCUUAAGAAGCAUUACAGUGCUUUUGAGCCAACAUUGAAAGAGUUUAAAGAAAGAUAUGAAUCUGCUAUGAAACACAAGAUGUUGACUAAGAUUGAGUUGGAACGAACUCAAACUCACUGUGAAGAACUGACAAGGACGAUAAAGAAUUUAGACAUUAAAAAUAAACCAGAGAAAAGAAUGUCUGAACAAUACCUAACUACACAUCCUUGUGGUAAAGGUAGAGUGAUAUUGGAUGAGAAAGGCAUGGGGCCAACACAGAGGAAACUAGCAGAAGAAAGGGAGAAGUCUACGAAGAGCAGCUUUGCAAGAGAGCUUAAGAAGGACGCCAAGUUUCCGACAGACAGAAAGGUAAACCCACUUUUGCUAAUGUCCAAGACAAUGGCCAGCUACCCUAUCCGAGCUGGUGGUUUCAAACUGACCAAAACUUAUAUUGGACAUAAAGAUGCUAUAAGCAGUGUGUGUCUUCAACCAAAGUCGAAGCUCCUCGCUACAGCCAGUGAUGAUAAGACUUGGAAACUAUGGUCGAUGCCAGCAGGUGAAUUGAUAGUGACUGGUGAAGGACAUACUGAAUGGGUAGCAGAUUGUGCAUUUAACGAUGAUGGAAAUAAUUUGGCUACAUGUGGUGGAGACAAGACUGUGAAAAUCUGGGACUUUUCACACUACAAAUGCCAACAUACUUUUAAAGAACAUCAACUCGGAGUUUGGAGUUGUUCUUGGCACUGGACUGGAGAUUUUGUAGCUUCAUCUUCCAGAGAUAAUACUGGGAAAAUAUGGGAUUUGAACAGUUUGCGCUGUAGAUACACUCUGAGAGGCCACACAGACUCGGUAAACAGCAUUAAAUUUGUGUACUACUCAAAUAUCCUUCUUACUAGCUCUACUGACAAAACAGUCUCACUUUGGGAUGCCAGGACAGGUCUCUGUGGACAAACAUUCUAUGGUCACACAGCAGGUGUGAACUAUGCUGUAAUUAAUCAAAAGGGCGAUACUGUUGCCUCUUGUGAUACACAAGGAAUUGUUAAACUCUGGGACACAAGAACUGUGGCACCGAUGAUCACAUUUGAAGCUGGGAACUUUUCAGCAAAUAAACUUGCCUUUGACUACACAAGUUCUGUAGUUGCCAUAGCCUGUGACGAUCACACUGUGAAGAUCUAUGAAAUUGCUUCAGGACAGUUGGUGUCUCUUAUAGGACAUGAUGAUGCUGUCCAAUGUGUCGAAUUUGAAUGCAGUGGACAAUACCUAGUGUCCGGCGGUAGUGACGGUACAGCUAGAUUUUGGAGCUAAUUGAAUAGUUUUAACAAGCAUUUUGUCUUUUAGUUAUUUUCACAAUUUUUUAUUAAGGAAAUUACAAAUAUAAAUUUUCAAAUAAUACAUAUUUAUAAACACAAAUAAGUAUAUCUAUAUAUUAUUAUACAUAUAUAUAUUUAUGUGUAUAUGUAUAUGUGUAUAUAUGUACAUGUCCGUAUACGUAUGUAUAUAUUGUAUGUGUAUGUGUAAGUAUAUGUAUAUGCAUAUAUAUGUCUAUGUGUAUUGUGUAUGUAUUUGUAAGUGUGUGUGUGUGUGUGUGUGUGUGUGUGUGUGUGUGUGUGUGCAUGUGUGUGUGUGUGUGCAGUUUCUUCAGUCAGCAUCUAUUUUCCAUAUGAGCAUGGUUUGAACAAGAAUUUAAUCUUGAGUUAGGCUUUUACUUCUUGAUGCUUUUCCUGUCACCAACUGGUACCUGUUAUCCAGAUGCUUGACUUUCGCAUUCCUUUUGAUGAGUCAGAGGACUGUAUUGUGUUCCAGAAUCUCAGUUUGGCAUGGUUUCUAUCAUUGUAUGGACAUAGCACCAACUCUAGUGGGGUUACCUUGUAACUGGCAAAACUGAAGAACUGUCAUGACAAAAAGUAAAAAUAUAAGGAAAAGGGUAAUGAUUUUUAGGUGAGGUUUUACCAGAGAUGAGAGAGUACUGAGGUGAGAGAAGCUAUAAGAAGAGAAUGAAGAGAGAAAGAGAAGCAAGUAUUGGGGAGCAGUGGAUGAAUGUAGUCAGAACAGUGAGGGAAAAGAAAGGCUGGAGGGAACCAUAGAGGAUGAACACAAGAUACCCCAAAAGGAAGAAAGCAUUUAGGAAGAAAGCGUUUAGGAAGAAGUGUGUUGAUGCAACAAGUGCACCCCACUUAUUCCCAUGGUUAGAGAUUUCUCCGCCUGGCUUACUUGAGACAGUGAGUUUUCACCAUACACAUCUUAAUAAUCAUCAUGAUCCCUUGUUAUCGCUUUUGAGGGACGCAACAACUUGGGAUCGGUUUUCAUCUCUUCAACACUUUUUUUUUCUAGGUCUUUCUAGUUUUUCUAGAUCUUUACUAGUUUAAAAGCCACACUCAGUGCAGACUUUUAAGCUCACUCCUGCGGAGGACUAAUUGGGUCUGUGGCCCAAAACUAAACGGAGCUGAAUAGCAUGACUAUAAUACGUCUAUAAUGACUAUAUGUCCCGGUGGUGUUUUAUCAGAGGUUAAGGACAGAUGAGAAUUAAUUCUGUAAUGCAAUCAUUCUAUUGUUCCAGUUCCAAGUUGAAUUCCAACUGUUGGCCAAUUUGUUCCAAAGUUCUUAUCUCAAUGUAAAAUUAAUGAAGCGAAUGUCAUUUAUCUCCCCCUUGAUCUCUGACGUCUUCUGACAAACAUCAUCUAAGAUGGCCUGAAUCAGCCAAGUGUGUGUGUGUGUGUGUGUGUGUGUGUAUACACAUACACAUAUGUAUAUAUGUGCAUGGGUAUAUGUAUAUAUAUAUGUGAAUGUGAUGUGUGUGUGUGUGUGUGUGUGUGGUUUACUGUUCAUUUGUUGACAACAUCAGCAGAAUUAAGUAUUCAAUACAUAUUUGAGAAUUAUUGAUAUUUUGUGUAAAGAAUCUUGAGACAAACUGCUUCAAGUUUCAUAGUAGAAGAUUACACUGCAUAACUUAAGUUCGAGGCAUAUUUUACUCUGAAAGGAUAAGCCUGAGCAAUCCUGGAGAAUGAUGACAGCAACCUUAGCUAAGUUAAACCUGAGCUAAGUUAAACCUGAGCUAAGUUAAACCUGAGAGCUUUCAUCUAACAUGAAGUGUAUAGUAGUUAGUCUCAACUAUGUUUCUGGAUACAAUAUGUUUGUAUGUAUGUAUGUAUGUAUGUAUGUAUGUAUGUAUGUAUGUAUGUGUGCAUGUGUAUGGAUGUAUGUAUGUAUGUAUGUGUGCAUGUGUAUGUAUGUAUGUAUGUGUGCAUGUGUAUGUAUGUAUGUGUGCAUGUGUAUGUAUGUAUGUAUGUGUGCAUGUGUAUGUAUGUAUGUAUGUAUGUAUGCAUGUAUGUAUGUAUGCAUGUAUGCAUGUGUAUGUAUGUAUGUAUGUAUUAUGCAGAUACACAUAUUGCACACAUAUCUAUGAAUUCAAACAAACUAUUUAUGUGAGCCUAUGAAGAAGCCCUUAUGUAGUACAUUGUCACUUGGUCUGCUAGAAAUAACAGUCAAAUACCACUGAUGCCACUCCUUAAAAAUGGAUGCAUUUGAUAAUGUAGUCCUGUGUACACUUCCCGAAUAAAAAACAAGAAAGAAACAUGCCCAAGGCUGGAUUCUUGUCAACCAUAGUUCUGCUCAAUCAGAGAUAUCUUGUGGGUUUAACAACAAAAAUAUAUAUACAUAUAGAUAUGCUGCAUCAAUAACUAUAAUGACAAUAUUUAUUUCAUAUUCUUGCCAUUAAUAGUGACAUUAAAUUCUACCGGAAUGAGAGAAAAAAGAAACUGAGCUAAAGUGAUAAAAAUAAGUAAUCGAAUGACGCAUUUGGAUAAACUAAAAAUUCUUGAACUUUCUUGAUUAGAAAUAUGGAUCAAUAGGUGAUCAACCUUAUUGAACUUUUCCAAGAUAGUCUUUUUGCCAUUCUCUGAUAGAAUAUUUCUGUAGUAUUCUGUCCAGUAACUGUUAAUUACACCCCCUUAUUUCUAGAGUGGAUUUGCUUUACAGGGCUCAGAAAAUUACUUGACGGGUUUUAGUAUCCUCAUCAUCAUCAUCAUCGUUGUUGUCGUUGUCAUCGUCAUUUAAUGUUUGCCUGCCAUGCUGGCAUGGGCUGGGCAGUUUGACAGGAGCUGGCCUGGCAGGAGCCUGCACCAGACUUCUGUGUCUGUUUUGGUAUGAUAUUUACCUCUGGAUGCCCUUCCUAACACCAACCACUCAGCCGGAAAUAUAAUUGGUUAAAACUUUUCAAGUAGAGUGCUCCACAUGGCCACAGUCAAAUGACUGAGAUCCCGUAACUAAUAAAAGAAUAUAUGUACACACAAGCACACACACGCACACAUACACAUACAUACAUGCACACAACAUACAUGCACACACACACAUACACACAUACAUACAUGCAUUUAUACGCACAACACACACAAGCACACACACAAACACAUGCAUACACACAACACACACAUAUACAUACAUGCAUGCAUACGCACAACACACACAGGUAGACAUACAUGCAUGCAUAUGCACAACACACACACAAGCACGCACGCACACACACAGAUAUGGGUAUAUAUAUAUCUGAUACAGGUAUGUAUAUCAUGACUCAUACACUGUUCACUUUCCUGGCAUUUGUACAUAAUUCUAUGAACUGUACAUGCACCUUUGAUGAGUUGUCGUGCACCUGAGCACUAUACACAAUAAUUCCAUUAUUAUUAUUAUAUAUCCUGGCUUUGCUUCGCUGACGAAGAUUAGAAAGGCUGUUGUCCACAUCGUUUGCACAGUCGAUCAUGAUUGUGGACAUGGACAGAUCCUUCAGCCUGUGCAAUGGAGUUUUAAGGUGAAGUGCAGCUUUACACCUGGAGUUCCUCUGCCAUGGCCCAGCAAGCUGGGAUGAUGACAGAGAGGUCCUCAGGUCAUAGGUUUUAUAUCAGAGUAUCCUUCUCCUAGACAGGCUGCCGAUCAUGGCAGACACCUGGUUAUACUGUGCCAGACACCUGCAGUCGUCCUCUCCUGUUGGUUUACAUCCAGGUGGUACCAUGAAGAGGUUGAAGUAGGACUUGGGGUUUGUGUCACUCAUUGGAAUAUGGUGCUCACCCAAUCAGCAUCUGGCAACUAUGUAGACCCCCAUUAACCACAACAUUUAGUAUAGGCCAUCUGAAGUGAGGGUACUUAAUAACAUAGAGAUUAAUAAUAUUUUUCAUAUUUUUAUUUUGGGUGAGUCAGUCUCUUGCUAUUUUAAGUUUUACUUCCAAGUGUGCAGGGUCUUGUGUGCAUGUGUAUGCAUGUGCAUGCUUCUAAGAAUAAAAGAAAAUGCGAGAGUUGGGCAAAGCAAAGCUGUUUUGAAAACAAAUAAUUUGUUUAACAUAGACACAAGGCUAGAAAUUUGUUUAGGAAAGGUAUAACCAGUCAAGUAACCCAAAUACAUGUCUGGUGCCGACCUCUGAAAGAUGAAAGACAAAAGUUGGCUCCAUCACAAUUUAUAAACAGAAUGUAAAGAACUAAACCAAAUACAGUAGAACAUUGGUUUUCAAACAACUCUGAUCACAAAUAAAUCAUACUUUAUCUCCA